GCUAGGUGUCCGAGGCCCCGCCCCUUCGCGCGCUCCCGGUAUCUAAGCGGAAGAAGCGCAGAAGGAGCCGCUCUAUGCCGCACAGACGUUUGGACCGAAGCUCAACAUGCUGAUCAAAGAGUUCCGGAUCGUCCUGCCCGUCUCAGUCGAGGAGUACCAAGUGGGUCAGCUGUACACGGUAGCAGAGGCCAGUAAAAAUGAGACCGGAGGGGGUGAAGGUGUGGAGGUGCUGGUGAACGAGCCGUAUGAGCAGGAAGGGGAGAAAGGGCAAUACACCCAUAAGGUCUACCACCUGCAGAGCAAGGUGCCGCAGUUUAUCCGCAUGAUCGCCCCCAAAGGUUCCCUGGAGGUGCAUGAGAAGGCCUGGAACGCUUAUCCCUACUGCAAAACAGUCCUGACUAACACCUACAUGAAAAACGAUUUCAUGAUCAAGAUCGAGACCUGGCACAAGCCUGAUAUGGGGGAUCAGGAGAACGUUCAUAAGGUGGAGAACUGGGACUCAGUGGAGGUUAUUAAUAUUAACAUUGCUGAUAAUAAUGAGAUCUCUACAAAGGACUACAAGAAAGAGCAUGAUCCCUCCUUGUUCAAGUCAGAGAAAACGGGAAGAGGCCCUCUGGGGCCCGACUGGCAGAAGGAACUUGCUGCUGACAGCAAAUGUCCCAAAAUGUGUUGCUACAAGCUAGUCACCGUUGAAUUCAAAUGGAGGGGCCUCCAGAAAAAGAUGGAGGCCUUCAUUCAAAAGGUGGAGAAGCGUCUGUUUACCCACUUCCACAGGCAGCUGUUCUGCACCAUGGACGACUGGAUCAGGCUGACGAUGGACGACAUCCGGCGGAUGGAGGAGGAGACGAAAAAGCAGCUGGAUGAGAUGAGGAUGAGUGAAGAAGUCAAAGGAAUGGGUACUGAGUGACGUCUCAACCCCUGCGGUGCCGGAGGACCUGACCUCAUCCUGCAAUCUCAAGCUCCGCCCAUCAGGCUGACUGGGCUACACUGGACUCCUAGGCAUAACCAAGAAUACCCCCCCAUCUUUAUAAAGAUUUGCUCUUAAUAAGAGCUCGUUGUAAAGCAAUCGUGCAUUUUUAUGUACUUUGAUUAAAUCUGACUACGGCUGCUUUUAGUGUUUGUUUUUUAUUUUUUUUUAUUUUAGAGGCAAGUUUUGAGAUCUGCUUGUUGGAUAAAGUAUUCUUGUUUAUGCCUAUUCCUCAAACCUAUUAUAAUGUCAGAGAGAUGCUGCAGGUUCUUCUGGCAGGAACACUGCAAACUACUGUAAUCCUUAUCAGAUUUGUUUCUCUUGAUUUUUAAUAUUUUAUGGAUUUAUUGUUUACUUUCAACUCAAAGGCAAACUUUUCUAUCAGUUUUCUGUCAACAAAUGUAAAUUGUUUUGUUUCUUUUGUACUAUACCAGAGGAAAAUAUUUUCCUGGCAUGUUUACUGCUGUUAUUUCCUGGUUUGGUGUAAAUCAACAUUUAUGUCCCCUUUUGUGCCUUGCAUCAUGACACGGUGGCGUUGGAUGAUGAAAAUAUGCAGACCUAAAAAUGAUCCUGACAUAACGGCCGGGUUUUGGUACUUUAGGCUGAACUGGUUGCAGAACUAAGAAUAUUUAGUGUGUCAGAAGCAAUAAUCUGGAGUUUUAUGGGAUGUGUGCAUUAUAUUAAAGAGUUUUUUUUUCACUUGCCUAACGUCAUUCAACAUUCAGUUCUGAAAGAAACUCAUUAAAAGAGGAUUAGUAAUAAUUUCAAGUUUGCAUUAUAAAGGUUUACACUUCCAAAUAAAAGCAUAUUCAAAAGUUA
Cyprinodon tularosa is the source of this 1786-nucleotide messenger RNA. Its product is annotated as phosphatidylinositol transfer protein alpha isoform-like. Lineage: Eukaryota; Metazoa; Chordata; Actinopteri; Cyprinodontiformes; Cyprinodontidae. Gene Ontology annotation, cellular component: cytoplasm. Bases 107 to 907 code for a protein of 266 amino acids. The record is from RefSeq and is a predicted model, not a curated record. Gene Ontology annotation, molecular function: phosphatidylcholine binding; phosphatidylinositol binding; phosphatidylinositol transfer activity. The transcript is spliced from 12 exons. Gene Ontology annotation, biological process: phospholipid transport.